AUGGCUAGAAAGAACAAGAUGAAGGCUAAGGAGCCCAGAAUGAAGGAACUAGUUGCCGAAGUAGGACUUCACUUUGCGGAGUCAUCAACGGGGGCAACUUCCGGCUCUCAGUUGAUAGCCCAGCGGCCUAAGACCUCGUACAGCACCCCUUUGCUUUCUUACUCCCAAUUUCUGAAUGAGAAGCUAACUGUAGGCUACAGUCCUUACGCCAGUUCUCUUGUCGCACUUCGUAUUGGUCCAGAAUUACGAGAGUAUGUCAUCCCAAAAGACCUCUUGCGAAGCCUUGGAUUGCGUCUCUCGUACUCUCAGUACGCCUCCCGGUGGGGAGACCGGUGCUAUGAUUUAUCUGCUCUGGAUGAAGACACUGGCCAUGUACUACUUCACUACCUAUACACCGGUACUUACCAAACUCUCGACAACACGAAUGCUUGUCUAGUUGACGAGGGAGUCAUUGAAUUCAAGAGGGCCGUUUUAACCUAUUAUACUGCGAAGACCUACGGGCUACCUGGCCUAAAGCAGCUGGCGAGGCACAAGAUCAAGCGCGUUGGCAUGGCAAUGAACAUCUUCGACAUCAUUGCAGCUAUCGACGAAGACUAUUCGAAACUCCAGGGUAAUGCAAGUUGGUUCCAUGACUACUUGAAAAAGAAAGCCAAAGCUGCUUUUGAGGAAGAUUAUACUACGUUUGCAGGGGAUGCCUUCUUCGAUCGCAUUCGAAAUGUUGAUCUGAAUAAGGUCAUGGUUAAAUGGGUCGUGGAGCUCUACAGCGAUAAGAUUUCACGCAUGCUCAACGGCGAUGGGGCAGAGCACAUUCCGCCCAUUUCUGGAGCCCUUGAUGCUGAAGACACCGCCAAUGAGCCAACCUACGAACCCACUGUUGAGGAUGCCACCGCUGAUGAGCCAACCUACGAGCCCGCUGUUGAGGAUGCCGUCGCUGAAGAGCCCCCUUACGGCCGCGCUGUUGAUCCCGUCCUCGAAGAGGCUAACUACGACUGUCUCGCUGUUGAGGCGCCGCAUGCCGAAGAGCCUAUCGCUAUCGAAAAGCCUGUCGUCGCCGCCGAAGAGCCGGCCGCCAUUGAAGAGCCUGCCACUGAAGAGUCUGAAAUCGCAGAGCCCGCCUAUGACGAGGCAGCUGUUGAGGAGGCUGUCAUCGAAGAGUCUGUCCCCGCCGAAGAGUGUUCCGAAGAGCGGGCCGCCAUUGAAGAGCCUGCCACUGAAGAGUCUGAAAUCGCAGAGCCCUCCUAUGACGAGGCAGCUGUUGAGGAGGCUGCCAUCGAAGAGCCUGUCCCCGCCGAUGAGUGUUCCGCCGCCGAAGAGUCUAUUCCCAUUGAAGAGUGUAUCUCCGCUGAAGAGUACGUCGCCGCCGAAGAGUGUGUUGCCGCCGAAGAGUGUGUUGCCGUUGAACAGCCAGUGGAACCAACAGUCGUAUCGGACGAUGAACGGGCUGUACCUCUUUCAAAGAAAGGCAAGGAAGGCAAGGAAGGCAAGGAAGGCAAGAAAGGCAAGAAAGGCAACGAAGGCAAGAAAGAUAAGAAAGGUAAGAAAGGCAAGAAUGGCAAGGAAGGCAAGAAAGACAAGGAAGGCAAGAAAGGCAAGGAAGGCAAGAAAGGGAAGAAGGGUAGGAAGGCUUCACUCGAGCCUCCAUCGCUUGAGCCACCCGUCGAGUGCGAAUUAGUUUUUCCCGAUUGUCCAGCACCAGCCGUCUCUGAAUUCGAUUAUCUUGAGCGUUCACCGUGCGAGGUGGAAGCCAUUUCCGAACAGUAUUCCGUCCCUGCCUCCCCAUAUGUGCCAAUCCCCGAAUACGGCGGCACUCCGCAGGGUCUUGAAAAGUUUGAAGAAGCUGAUGUGCUAGUCAGUGACAGUCAAGCAGCCCCUUUAGAACCAGAAACAAUCAUCAAAGCUGAAAGCGGCCUAUGCCCUAGUCGCGCCAAGCAUCUACUUGAAGGAGACAUGUGGAAAGGUUGUAGACACUGCCGUACUUUUUUACAGCAGAUUGCUAUUCAGCUUGCCCCUUAUGCGGGCCGCAUCGACGAGGAUGAAUAUGAGGUGGUGGACAGGGUAAUGGGUUAG
Molecule: messenger RNA, 2067 nt
Organism: Mytilinidion resinicola
Lineage: Eukaryota; Fungi; Ascomycota; Dothideomycetes; Mytilinidiales; Mytilinidiaceae
Exons: 1
Coding region: 1-2067 (688 amino acids)
Source: RefSeq, a predicted model, not a curated record